Messenger RNA from Nelumbo nucifera (sacred lotus), 3096 nucleotides. It is a transcript of the gene TSL, whose product is annotated as Protein kinase superfamily protein. Gene Ontology annotation, biological process: intracellular signal transduction; peptidyl-serine phosphorylation; chromosome segregation. The record is from RefSeq and is a predicted model, not a curated record. Gene Ontology annotation, molecular function: protein serine/threonine kinase activity; ATP binding. Gene Ontology annotation, cellular component: nucleus. NCBI's taxonomy places the organism in Eukaryota, Viridiplantae, Streptophyta, Magnoliopsida, Proteales, Nelumbonaceae.
UGGCAGUCAAGUCACAUUUCUCAAUCUAGGGCACCAGAGUUUCCCUUCCCAUCCUCACAAGCCACCCCCAUGGCCAUGAACCCAUAGAGGAUUGUCUACUUCACUCUACUUGUGACAUACACCUCUACAUAGUUUUGUGUGUCUCAUCCUCGUUCUCUAGUGUAUGAUUCACUCACCAAACCAGCCCCUUUUUCUAGUUUUCUUCGCCGAAAGAACAAAACAACUAGAAUAGAAAUAACCUCAUUUUACUCGUCCAAAAUUCUCGUCAGUACCCCCCGUAGUUUUGAAAGAUCUUUCCCUCCCUUCGGUUCCCCUUAUUCGGUUCUGGGGAAAACUAAAUACAAACCCUAAAAUUCUAAAUUUGCUGUUGUCUCUGUUCCCCAUCGUCUGGUAUGCAACGUUUGGAUUCCGAUCAUUUAUAGCAAUUUCAGUAGCCCUUCAUUACCGACCCAACUUAUUGGAUCAAAUCAUGUCGCUUCUAAGGAUUUUUCCCUCUUCUUGACCAUGGUUGGGGCGCAUUUUAGCACCAAAGGCGCAUUUUAAGCCAUUUCUUCUUCACGGAGACUUUCACUCCUGAGGAGUAUAGGAGGGAUUUCUUUGUAGUGGUUAAUCUGAACUAGUUUUCUGGAGCCAUUUCUGUUUGCUUUUGUCUUAGUUCGCCAUGUCGGAGGAUAUGCUCAUUCAUUUCUCCAAUUCUUCGAAUCAGUCAAAUCCAUCUCUCCCGACGAAGCUUGCUAAGCUGGAAGCUAGGAUGGCGGGAAAGGGCUCCUCGACUACACCUGCACAGGCAACAUGGCCAUCAGCUUCUUCGACAAAAUUUGGAGCAACAGAGGACUCGGCCGAGCCGUCAAUUUCAAGCGACUCUGAUGAUGAUAAUGGAGGGGAAUUUCUUAUACAACCGAACAACCAGAAACGGCAAAGGCUUGAUGAGGAUGAUCAGUCAACUGUUUUUGAACACUCUGAGAAUGAUAAACAGGGAGUAUCUGAAGGAAGGAUAAAGGUGGUGGAAACCAUAGAUACAAAAGCUGGUACAGAGGAUAUAAAUAGGAAAAAGCAAGGUCGUGGAAGGGGACGCUCUGUUACAAGCCGAGGACGUGGUUCAAGGGUUAGUGAUCAAACACGAUUACAUGUUUCACCUUCCACAGUUUCACCAUCAAAUGGUCAGCUUGAGAACACAUCAAAUAAGGAAUGUCGGCUAAGGGAGCAUCUUGGGACAGAUGAGGUCGUUUCUUUAGAGGAGGAGGUUGCAUCAUUACGUGCAAGAGUAGCAUCUUUGGAGGAGGACUUACGCAAGUCACGCCAAGAAGCAUUUGAUCAUCAACAGCUGAUCUGCCAAUUAGAAAAGGAAUUGAAGGACAUAAAAGAUCAUGAACAGCAAUUGAAGCCAAAGAGGAUAAAAGUAAUAUCUGAUCUCCUCAUAGCUGUUUCGAAGGCAGAGAGACAAGAAGCAAGGAUGAAAAUACGCCAAGAGUCGUUGAGGCUUGGCAAUGUGGGAGUAAUUAGAGCUGGAACUAUUAUAUCUGAGACGUGGGAGGAUGGGCAAGUGUUGAAAGAUCUUAAUGCUCAUCUUAAACAUUUAUUGGAAACAAAAGAAGCUAUUGAGCGGCAUCGAAAAUCACUAAAAAAACGUCAAUCAGACAAGGGUGAUGGAAGUGAUGCUGAAAUAGGCAUGUCAGAAGAAGAUUAUCUUAUCCAGGAUGAGAUUUGUAAAUCCCGGCUAGCUAGCAUCAAACGCGAAGAAGAAAUUUCUUUACGUGAGAGGGAUCGGUAUGAACUGGAGAAAGGAAGGCUUAUACGUGAAAUGAAACGCAUAAGAGAUGAAGAUGGUUCCCGUUUUAACAAUUUUCAGAUUCUAAAUCACCGAUAUGCCCUCUUAAACCUUCUAGGAAAGGGAGGAUUCAGCGAGGUUUAUAAGGCAUAUGACUUGGUGGAGUAUAGAUAUGUCGCAUGUAAACUUCAUGGUUUGAAUGCGCAAUGGAGUGAAGACAAGAAACAAAGUUACAUAAGGCAUGCAAUUCGGGAGUACAACAUUCAUAAGAACUUGAUACACAAUCACAUCGUGCGGCUUUGGGACAUCUUUGAGAUUGAUCAAAACACAUUCUGCACCGUCCUAGAAUAUUGUAGUGGUAAAGAUCUUGAUGCAGUCCUUAAAGCUACACCUAUACUGCCAGAGAGGGAAGCUAGAAUUAUCAUAGUUCAGAUAUUUCAAGGCCUUGUAUAUUUGAACAAGAGAUCACAGAAGAUAAUCCAUUAUGAUUUGAAACCUGGUAAUGUUCUCUUUGAUGAGGUUGGAGUAGCUAAAGUUACUGAUUUUGGAUUAAGCAAGAUAGUAGAGGAUGACGUUGGAUCUCAGGGCAUGGAACUUACUUCCCAGGGAGCUGGAACAUACUGGUACUUGCCUCCAGAAUGCUUUGAGCUCAGCAAGACACCACUCAUAUCAUCAAAGGUUGAUGUUUGGUCUGCUGGUAUUCUAUUUUACCAAAUGCUCUUUGGCAAACGCCCUUUUGGACAUGAUCAGACCCAAGAACGGAUACUUCGUGAAGACACAAUUAUUAAAGCUCGCAAGGUGGAAUUCCCUUCUAAGCCUGCUGUUUCAAAUGAGGCAAAGGAUUUGAUAAGGCGAUGUUUAACAUAUAACCAAGCCGAGAGGCCUGAUGUUCUAACCAUUGCUCAAGAUCCAUAUCUUUCAUACACAAAGAAAUGAAAAACUGACACGGCUAACAGGUCAAGAGAGCUCAUGUGAACCACUUCUUUGGCCAGUGAUGAUGCGAACUAAUGUGCAAAUUAUCCACAUGAAGUUUUGUAAAUGUUGUAAAGCCUUUUCUUUUUGUUUCUUUUUUUUUCUUCGAGGGAAGUGUAAUUUUAAUUUUUCUGGUAUUUUCCUUCUGGUUUUGUUUUGUUCAUUUGCUUUCUAAGUUGUAGUUUAUUAACCUUUUUUCUUAAUGAAAACAAGUUCCUAGUGAAGGCAGAAGAUACUGUUAUAGAUGUAAUGGCCACACAAUGAUAAGCUGUUCUUUUGCUAUUGGAAACACAAUAGAAGAAUUGCACAAAAGUGGUUUUAGAACUUAGAAGAGAAACAAAUGGGAUAUAAAAUUA